This is a messenger RNA of Silurus meridionalis, 8208 nucleotides long. RefSeq names its product zinc finger and BTB domain containing 7a (gene zbtb7a). The transcript has 4 exons. The record is from RefSeq and is a predicted model, not a curated record. Gene Ontology annotation, molecular function: protein binding; DNA-binding transcription factor activity, RNA polymerase II-specific; RNA polymerase II cis-regulatory region sequence-specific DNA binding. NCBI's taxonomy places the organism in Eukaryota, Metazoa, Chordata, Actinopteri, Siluriformes, Siluridae. Gene Ontology annotation, biological process: regulation of transcription by RNA polymerase II. Bases 283 to 2013 code for a protein of 576 amino acids.
UCCAGAAACCAGGAAGGGAAUUGAGUUGAUCUACUGCUGCCUGUACUUUAGCGCAUACGAGGCUUUGAGAAGCAGGGACAGCCAAAGAGAGAGAGAGAGAGAGAGAGAGAGAGAGAGAGGGAGAAAGCAAGUGAGAGAGAGCUCCAGAGAGGAGAAGAGGAGGGACAAGCAAAACCCACCAAAGCAGCACCACGGCCAUCACAGACAGGCAGACGGACAGACGGCAGGACGGAGACCCGGGCGGCGGCUGCGAUUGGCGGCUCGACGGCAGGCUGGUGGAAGAUGUCGUCGGGGGCCGGCGGGCGGGCGUGUGAGGCAGAGGAGGGUCCAGUGGGCAUCCCCUUUCCUGAGCACAGCGCCGACCUGCUGGAAGGCUUGAACCGGCAGCGGCUCAGCGGCCUGCUGUGUGACGUGCUGCUGGUGGUGCAGGAGCGCGAGUUCCCCGCCCACCGCUCAGUUCUUGCCUCCUGCAGCUCUUAUUUCCACAAACUCUUUACCUCAGGCCUGGCUGCAGAGCGGCAGAGUGUUUACGCGCUGGACUUUGUGCGUGCCGAGGCGCUCGCUGCACUGCUGGACUUCGCCUACUCAUCCACACUCACCGUCAGCCGUAGCAGUGUAGCCGACAUCCUGAGCGCCGCCCGUCUGCUCGAGAUCUCACCCGUCCAAGAAAUCUGCACACACCUGCUCGACACCAAAGUGCUCUCCCUUCCGACGGGCAGCGAGAGAAGAGAGGAUGAGCUGGAAGAGGUCGGAGAGUGUGGGCGAAACAGCCGAGAGCAGGGCAACCGGCUACGCGCUCGCGAGUUCCUGGAAUUCUUCCAGCGAGGGGCUCACUGGAGCAGCAGCUGCAGUACGCCAGAGCUCAGGGACAUGCCCGCACACCUGCACUUUAGCCAUCGCAACGGCGCUGACAGCAAUGGCACGCCGUCUAACUACUUUCCUCCCCCAGGCCCAGGGCUGGCGAUGCACCCUCCACCAGACCCAGAAGAUGAUCCAGAUGAGCCACAGGACACAAAGGAGGUACUGAUCUGGACUCGAGGGAAUGGCACUGAAGCGCUCUCGCACUUCUAUGCCCCAUCAUCACAGAAUGGACACUUCUACCUCCAUCAAUCCGAGCCCAAGGCAGAGAGGGAAGCAGAAACGGAGCGCGAAGUAGAGCGUGGACCCGCCAGCGCUCUUCUGCAGCAGAUGAUGGACUCUAUAGAGCGGCAGAAGGAGAGGCCAGAUGGGGCUGAACACGAGGGCGCUGACGGAGACGAGCCUGACGUGGAGUUUUACUUGAAGUACUUUAACAGUGUGCAGCGCGAGGAAACAGCCGUUCCACUCUGGGCCUCAAUGCGAGGUGGAGAAGGUAGAGGCACUGGAGGCCAAUCUAGCACAGGCAACGCUGGCGGUGAAAGAAAAAUGCGCUCCAAAGCCUUUCAGAAGUGUCCUAUUUGCUCCAAGGUCAUCCAGGGUGCUGGCAAACUACCCCGCCACAUCCGCACGCACACUGGAGAGAAGCCCUACGAGUGUGCCAUCUGCAAAGUGCGCUUCACCAGACAGGACAAGCUCAAGGUUCACAUGCGCAAGCAUACAGGAGAGAAGCCUUACCUGUGCACGCAGUGUGGCGCCGCCUUCGCUCACAACUACGACCUGAAGAAUCACAUGCGUGUACACACGGGUUUGCGCCCCUAUCAGUGCUCCAGCUGCUUUAAGACCUUUGUACGCUCGGACCAUCUCCACCGCCACUUGAAGAAGGACGGCUGCAACGGCAUCCCGUCUCGCCGCGGACGCAAACCUCGUGUACGAGAACCCGACGUGCUCGAAGCCCCUCUGGACGCGACCGGAGGGGGGCCGAGAUCUACCAGGGGCCAACUGCAUCCGGAGGACGAGGAUGACGAGGAGGAGGAAGGGGGCAUGAGCAUGGUUGUUAUGGAACAAGCUCCAGAGAGCCGCACACACAGCCCGAAGGCUGACAGAGGCGCUAGAGGAGAUGCGAGCGCAAGGCAAAGAGACGCCACAAUGCCAUAAAAAUACACACUGCUGGUGCUGGUGUUGCACAGAAAUCAGAAAAAAAAAAUCAACAAAAAAAAAAAAAAAGCUACAACUCCAUGCUUCUCUUUAAAAACCAAAUCAGGGUGUCCCAAAAAAAUCUAAUCUUUUCAUUUCACAUUUUUCUGCGUAUUUUUUUCUUUUUUUUUAACAUUCAGGGACCUGAAGCCACAGUUACAGCCUGUUGAAACAGCGAAGAGCACUUGACAUCACUCACCUGUGCGGUCUCUGUCUUUCUGGGUGUUCCCUUUUUGUGAUUUCUGUUCUUAAUCGCUUGUCAAUAUGCAUACGAGACAAUGGAGCUACUAUGCAGUUCAAAACAGGUUCCUCAUCUCUGGGUUGGGUCCACAGGGCUUUGUCUUAAACAAGUGAGGUGUCAAACACCUGGCUGACCACGGCUGCUAAUGCGACAGGUAAACAAAGUGCGAUCCAAGACGUGUGAGAAGCAACAAAAAUGAACCUUUCUCUCGUUUUUUUCCUUCCCUAAUGCAGUGAAAAAUAUGUACAUAUACCGUAAAAGAAAAGGUUCUCUCGUCUCACAUCCAUACGGCAAUAUAUUAUGCAAUUCCGACGCAGCACCUUGUUUCUACACGUUCCAGAAAGAAUCAGACAGGGGUUUGGUUUUAAGUGUUACUUUCUCUCUCUCUAAAAGAAAAAAUAAUAAUAACAAUAACACGGUUAUGGUUAUAUCUUUAUAAAAGGGUAACAUUUCGAGUGAAAUCACAUUAAGGCCAUGGGAGGAAGAGGAUCCUGGGAUGAGGUUUCCGUGUUUCUGAAGCACUACCGUCAUCAGUUUGCCUCUAAGCAAAACCACGUUGAAUCUUUUACCUCUCUUUUUACAGAAGCCUGCAUUAUUAUUAUUUUUUUUUACUUUUUCCUCUUUUUAGAAUUCUUGGGCUCUUUUUCUUUCCUUUCCGUCUUAUAGUUUGUCGUCGUCGAUGUUUUCGUUUGAAUUGGCUGUUUUGGGUACUUGACACUUUACAUUGUUUAUGUGUGUGUGUGUGUGUGUGUGUGUGUGUAUAUAUUAGGUAAUAAUGAUAUCGGUCCCUUUAUAAAAGGUUUAUUACAGAUUGUUAGGGUUUUAUCUUCCUUCAGCUUCGCUCCAGGAAAUUUCCUAAGGGGAAGCUACUAAAGGGUGGAAGGCUGUUUGAAUGUAUGAGAACAUUUAAUCGAGGAACCCGUUUUGGUCCUGAACUUAGCACUUGAUGGAACUGGCAUGUUCCUUCCAAAAAAAACAAAACAUCUGCAUUUAUGUGUGUGUGUGUGUGUGUGAGAGAGAGAGAGAGAGAGAGAGAGAGAGAGAGAGAGAGAAAAGAUGUUGAGGGAAUCUUCCAUGGUGUAGUUUGCCAGCUUAGCGAAAUUAAGAGACAGAGAAAAAGACAGAAAGAGAGAGAGAAGAGAGAGGGGGCGCUUUUUUCCAGAUAGCGAGUGCACAAAGGCUGGGAAUGUUUUCUCUUUUCAUGCAUUGGAAGGACGGAAAAAAAGAGAUGAGCACCUUUUAUGCAUUUGCACAGCUUUACUAAAGAUUUCAUCCCAUUAGAGAAAGAAAGAAAGAACAAAAGAAAGAGAGAGAUUCCUAUUUAAAAGAGAGAAAGAGAGAGAGAGAGAUGCAAAGUUCCACAUUCUGCCCAAGGGACCACGAAUCCAUGGGACAACCGGGGAGACGAGAUAAGCAAUAAAUACUUGUUUGGGGUGGAAGGUGGAAGGGUUCGACUUUUCAUUUAUUUUCUUGAUUUCCGCAACUUGUCUCUGUCUAUUGGACACAUCCUAAGCCACGUGAUUCAAUCCCCGGGGCUGGGAGACGUCAGCACGUCAGGGUUGUGGACUCGAAAUCAAAACACACGCUUCACUCCAAAAUCUGGUAUCGUGACUGCAGUUCUGGUCAACGUAGAUGAAUCUUGUUAUUCCAAAAGUGCUUGAUGGACUUUACAGACCUCAAAGAGGAGUUUGGAGAAAACAGAGGAAAAUCUUGGUGUGAUUGCUGGUAUCAGUGGCGUAAAGAGGGUCCCCUCCUCCCGAGACGGAUAUCAUCACCCAGGCCGCCAUGGGCUUUCGCCCAAACUUUCAGUCCUUUGCACCUUAACGGGAGCGGCAGGUUUUCGAUUGCACUUUGUUACUGAGAAGGGCACUUUUUAUUUCGUCGAAAUACACGGGUACUUUGAAACAAAAGAGAGAAUGUGCUAAGAAAAAAAUGGAAAGACACCCAUCGAUGUCAUGACGCUUCGCUCGGUUCUUCGUUGUGGUUUUAGGUUGUUUUUUUUUCUUCAGACGACUGGCUGCCAAAAUCCGAUCUCUGCAGUCACGUAUUGCAGGGUAACCAUGUUGAGUUUCUGAAAUGGUGUAUGACCUUGAUUAGAAAACAAGCAGAAAAAAAGACGCCCUUAAAAAAAAAACCAAGAAGAAGAUAUUGCCCUUAUAUCUGAUUGCACUUGAAGUUUUCGUUCGAUGUAGAUAUUUUUUCCUUUGUCUUAAUAAGGGAUAUUGAGGGGGUGGCUAUACGCUUGUGUGUGUGUGAGAGUGUGUGUAAGAGUGUGUGUUGGGGUGCCUGCGUGUCUGCAGGGGUCUUCCAGUAAUUCAUAAUACUCUUAUUCUGUUUAGACAGUUGACCAGUUCAUUACUUUGGUUUAUAUCAUUAUGUGCUGAGAACAGACUUCCUUUUGUAACUCCAAUUUUUCACUCACUGACAAACCAUCUAGGGUUUGUAAUGAAAGGGACGUGUUUUGGUAUUGCAGGACCGCACCCUUAAACGGUCCUCGCUCUGGAGUGAGCUUCGUUUGUCCCGGGUCCUGACCCAUGUCCAGAAUUCUUUUUUUUUUUGCACUUUGGGUUGAUUAUCGGGAGCUCGGCUUCUGGCUGUAUAUGAAUUUUAACUCUAAAACAUUCUGUGUGUUGGUCAAACCGUAGAGCAGAGUGAAGUGUGGUGCGUGAGAUAAAAAGCCACAGCCCUAAACCUGUAAGAGAAUCGAGUAGAAAUCAUCGAGAAAAAGAAAUUGUACUUGAGUUCUGUCUUAUUGUUUUUACUCUACUUUUUUGUUGUGAUCUGUUGCUGCCUGUUUACUUAAUGAACUCUUUCUUGUUACCCUGCAAGGGUUUGUUGCGACACUUACCUUUAAGUUGUAUGAUUUGACGUGUGUAUAAAGGGGAGGGACGAGGUUACGGGGUUUAAAACCUGCGGCGUGGAAAUGGGACGGACGAUCCGGGUGGGGUUACCUGUAGCCUGAUAGCACUGGAUGUGGUGCUUAUAGCUGAAACAGCAAGAAUUUUUUUUUGCACUAAAAGUCCUUAAUUGAGGACUAGUUCACUCGGCAAGGCCUUUGAGUUUCCAUGAACGCAGAGCUUCCAUCACAGGGGGAAGGAAGCGCCAGCUCGGUGGUUAAGGCGGAUUAAUGAUCGGAAGGUCAUGAGUUCGAGUCCCACACCACCAAGAUGGCGCUGCUGGGACCCUGAGCGAGGCCCUUAACCCUUACCUGCUCAGGUGUAUAAAUAAUAUAUAAGGGUCCUCUGCCAAAUGGAAAUGGAGCCUAAUUUACGCCUGCUUCACAUCCCCUUACCUUUCUGUAAUUAUUAUUAUUCCUAAUCAUUAUAAAUCCAAAGUAAGCAAAGGAACCUGGAUUACUUGAAAAAUUUGAACUAAUAUCUGAAUAAGCUCGUCACUUUCUUACUUAAUCUACUGAUUGCAUCAGAUAAAAUUUCCAAAUAACAGCAACAUUAUUGAGCAACAUGACUCGGUUUAAAAAUCCAAAGCACACGUCAGCACAACACACGACACGAAAUGGAAAUUGUCUUCACUUAAUCGCAAAACCUGAUGGAAACGAUAAAAAAAAAUACAGAUAUCACGAUAUCUUGUCUGAAGAAGUAAUGACACAUCUGUAGGUUCAUAGCAGCUCACUGGCCUUGUCUGGGGCGUAAACAAUAUUCUAUAAAAAGGGUCCACAAGGAGUCUACAAGGAGGCUGGGUAUAAACCUGACAGGAAGCUGGAGAGGACUAGAAUGUGCCUUAACAUGGGAAGAUAUUGGGCUUGUUGGUGUUUGUGAAAAGUGCGGCUGGGCAAUAAGGCAAUACAAAAAAAACUAUCAGUGGCAUCGUGUACAAGUCCGUAUUUACGAGAUUUCUCAGGGAUCGUCAGUACUUUUUAUAACGCUGAUCGAUUCCACUGUCACACAAUAUCGACGUGCUGAUUGAGAUUAUAUACAGAGUGAGAUUUUAUAUGUUUAUAUGCAUUUCCGCCAUAUGGCCCAGUUGUAGUAAAAAAAAAGCAGCUCUGUUCUUCGCUCCUCUUCAUGUGGCAGAAGGUCGAUUUCUCAGCUCCCUUUUACGACUCCUUGGAUAGACGCUACACUGAGACGGGAUCUCUCUUUAAAAGAAACGUAUCGCUUGUAAUAUCCAAAUAUUCAUUUCUCUUUGUUUUAUUUAUUCUUGAUUCUUGAUAAGCAUUAAAUAAAUAACACAUGCGAUGUGUUUACGGUGAUUACUGUUCCAAUCAAAGAAACGAAACGUAGCGAGAGGUUGAAAAACUGAUGACUCAGCAGGCCGAGGCUUGAUUUUCCGACUAGGUAUCUGCAAGCUGUAGAGAGACUCGCGAUGUGAUUCGGCACGUCCACGGAGAGACUGCGGUCUGUUGCUUACAGGCGCUUUGCACUAGGGGUCCUUUGUGGGUGUUGGAACGGGUGGUUUGCACAGAACCUGGAGGUUGAGGAGCGUUUUUUUUUAUUACAAACAUGUCGUUAUGUUCAGGAACGAGUGAAUGCUGCCUCUCUGAUCGUGUAACAGAUGUUUGAGGUGUUUUACUGGUCAUUGAAAUGAGCAGCAGUGCUUGUGUGUGUGUGUGUGUGUGUGUGUGUGUGUGUGUGUGUGUGUGUGUGUGUGUGUGCACGUGGUAGAACACAAGUCACUGUUGUGGGAGAUUAAGGGUAAUCAUCUAUUUUUUAAGUCAAUUGUUUCUCAGGUUGAAAAACACUGCAGAUCAUUGGUUUGAUACCAACCCCAACGUUAUUUCGUUUGCCUUGCAUCUAAUCGAAGCUUUAUUACAAAGUUUGUGUUCCUGUCGAGAUUUUUGUGUACAAAACAAAACCUAUGCAGCCACCCGUAGUCCCCCGUCAUCACUCGCCUACCGUGAGCGUUCGAAGGUUCUCGGGCCGAAAGAAAAUCGGAGAGUUUUGCUUGAAGAUGGAAUAAUCAAACUGCACCUUGGUCUUUUCCCUGAGUUUACAGUACGAGCUGGCGACAUUCCAGUCUCUGGGCCACGCAAUAUCCACAGUAGAAAGAGUAGUUUGUGUCAGAGAGACUUUUUUUUUUGUCUUUUGAAGCCACCAAUGAAAUCCAGGUUGCAUUCCGUGACUACAAAAAUCCCCCCCCCCACCAACAGGACAGUAAACACAGUUCGGUUUUAUCGACGGCGAAGUGACGUGUUUUUUGCCCUCGGCCUUCCUUUAGUUCUGAGAUUAACGGAUAGGCAGCGAAGGUGGGCUUCGAGAAGAGGUUUCCUGGUUGUCGAUUGUAACAAAAAAAAGAGCACUUGCACGUGCUUUCUCCCGUUUUUACUGUUAUCGUUGCUGUUUUCUUCUACUCAUGUUCAUGUCUUUUAUUUUUAUAUAUAUAUAUAUAUAUAUAUAUAUAUAUAUAUAUAUAUAUAUAUAUAUAUAUAUCAAUGUGGAUAUGAUGAUUUAUUUAAAUGCGAAAAAAAAAAAAAAACUACAUGUAAAGAAAAACUUGAACGUACUAAUAUUUGGGUUGAAGUCCUUUCCAACUGCCGCCCCACUCGACCACACGCAUCUCUCAGACAGACACAGGAACAAAACAUUCUUUAAAAAAAAACAACAAAAAAAAAAUACGAAGGCAAACCGGACCUGCUUUCUGAGACUUUGGCAGAAUUCACAGGUUUCAAAAAGGUACUGUGGUGGCCUCGGUCCCCCUCGAACCCAUCCAGGGUCUAGUUGCACAUACUCAUCUUAACAUUACAGUGUCAAUCCUCCAUGCACAUAUGAGGCCACGUAUGACCUGUAUGACCUCUCUUUAUUUUCCUACUCCGAUGGUAGUUUAUAUAAGCACACUAUAGUAGAUUUCAAUCACUUCAGUGGUUAGAGGGACAAAAAAAUAUUAUAAAUAUAUAUAUAUCAUAUUUUUGACAAGUAGCUCACAGAGAAUAUAUCUAGUGUACAUAAUUCUUUAACAUG